Molecule: messenger RNA, 2403 nt
Organism: Trypanosoma conorhini
Lineage: Eukaryota; Euglenozoa; Kinetoplastea; Trypanosomatida; Trypanosomatidae
Product: putative ubiquitin hydrolase
Exons: 1
Coding region: 1-2403 (800 amino acids)
Biological process (GO): protein deubiquitination
Cellular component (GO): nucleus; cytosol
Molecular function (GO): cysteine-type deubiquitinase activity; cysteine-type endopeptidase activity
Source: RefSeq, a predicted model, not a curated record
AUGCGCCCGCGAGUAGCGCACCGCAACGGCCGUGACCCCGUCACAGCAGGCAUCUCGCCGUCGAAAGCAGGCCGAAGCUACUCAACCAUGGCCGAUACCUACGGCGCUGAAACAAGCAGGCGAAUGCUAGCCGCAAAUGGGGAGGGGGGAGAAAAGGCGCGCGGGUUUGCCCCCAACAACAGCAAUGCCACGACGACAGCUUCACGUUUUUCCGCCCCCAAAGGUGUCGCAACUUCGCCGAUGCGCGAGUCAACGUCUUUGAUGAUACAUCCCACCAUGUCGCCCAUGAAAAUGGCUCGACACGAAUCUCCAGGCUCACCACCACCAACACCGGCGGAAAGGGGGGCAGUAAAGACAUCGGUGGUGUCUCCGCAGCUGCGAGCUGCAGUUUCACCACACUCUCUUAGUUCGUAUAGGCAGUGCUGCCUUGCAGGUGACUCCCAACAGAGUGUGGCUUGCGCGGCGCCCAGGUACACGGAGAUGAAUCCCUAUCCAGUGGCGGCGACUUCACUAGCGUAUCCUGGAGAAACGUCUUGGGGUUUGAGAAGAAAUACAUACCCCCCUCGUCAACUUUAUCCAGGCGUGGAAAAGAAACCGGACGCCUUCCCAGCGAGCGGCGCGAAGAAGUUGCAUUUGCGGGGCACUUCGCGGGCAGCUUAUGGGUCACCAUUAUUCGGCUGCGAUCCUCGUCAUUCCAGCGGAUUCAUAAACCCCAGUAAUGAUUGUUAUGCAUGCAGUGUUUUGACUCUGCUGCUACGUAGUCCUCGGUUUUGCCGUGCCUUGCGUGAGGCGCCUGUGCCUGUGCCUGAGCCUGAGCCUGAGCCUGAGCCCACUGACUCCGCUAACGGGAAUGGUGCCAAGGGUAACCGAGACGACGACUUGGAUGAGAUGAAUACAGGCUGGCCCCGCACGUCUCCCAAACGGCAGCAAAAGGUGACUUUUACAAGUGCCCAUCAGGUGCUUCUACACUUUGCCCGCUUGCUUGAGAGGCCGGAGCUUGUCAGAUAUGGAAUUGAUAUGAGUCCAUUGCGUGGAUUCUUUUCCGCCCCUUUCUUCUCUGGGGAACAGCAGGACGCCCACGAGUUUUUCUUGGAGCUCAUCCAAACUCUAGAGACGGAGGCGAUAGCAGCAGUAAAACGCCGGGAUGGAACGCUUGAGGACGGCCGUGACAGUAAAAAAACGCCCACGGAGGCGGAAGCGAACGCGUUGUUUAACGACGACUGCCCAGCCGAAGGAAGUGGCGGCAAAGAUGCCUCCAGCAUUCACCCAUCGCAUGUCUGGAUCAAUAGACUCUUUGGAGGGAAACUACUAAACGUUAUCCGCUGCGGGAACGAGGGCUGCGGGCAUGAAAUCGCCACCCAGGACCCCUAUGUCAACGUAUGUAUAAAUCUAAGCAGGACAGGCGCCACGGAGGCGGGAGUCACGCUGCCAGCUCAGUCGCCUGCCGCGGAUAACGGUGGCUCGGAGUUGAGUAAGGCUGUUCCUGGCAGACCCCGCCCACCACCAAAGGAGCCCGUUAGUGAACUGCAGCCUCCCACCACUUUGGAAGCGAAGCCUGGCAAACGUCGUCACAAAGAUGUUCAGACGUUGUUAGAGCACACACUCCGGUAUGUGCCUCUUGACAGGUACGUUUGUGACGCCUGUGGGUCCUCGCAAAAGCAAAAUCAAGGCGGCAGUCUCUUGGCUCCGGUACCACCUAUUCUUACGAUACAGCUGAAUCGGUAUUCCACGACCUACGACCCGGUGUGUGGGGUGUGUGUGUUAAAGGAUAAAACGCCUGUUUUUCUCAAUGAAAAACUUACGAUAUAUGCGUUGCGUGAAGAAGGACAGUUUGAUGGCGAGAAGAAGCAGCUGACACCCUGCGUACGAGAGGCGGAGCGCGCGGCCGAAGAACUAGGGCUGCACGUAACACCGAAGCAGCAGCACGAGGGGGAUGAGGCGGGAAAGAUGUCAGACACUUCAUCCCUGGUGGGAGACGAUGACUCCAGUGGCUCAGGCGUGAGCCGGCGGUGCGAAGGCGCGGAGGAGCAUGAGGCAGGGAACGACGCCAAGACGCAUGUAAACGCCAUCCGCUACGUGUAUCGUCUACAGGGCGUGGUGCGGCAUAUCGGUUCCUCCCCGAUUGCCGGGCAUUACGUCGCGGAGUUCGCGGCGGAUGGGACUGCGCCAGGAUCGCCGCCGAGGCCUGACGCCGCCGGCAGCAGCGUUGGCGGUGAGGAAGUCAAGUCGUCGUCACGACUCUGGCACAUAGCCAAUGAUGUUCGUGUGGACGUACUGCAACCGGCGUGCCUGCAGGGACUUCGUAGUCGUUCCACAGACUCCUAUCUGCUAUUGUACGAAAAGGAGACCGAGGACGAAGUCUCGUGCCCCGUCUGGCGAGUGUUGCCAUCUGUAAGAAGCUGA